AUGGCUUUAAAAACUCGUUGUGGAGUUAUAUCUGUGUUAAUCUUUUUGGAGAUAACAGUGGCGUUUACGGAACGAUUGACAAACGAAGGACGGUUGAACCGCCAAAAGCGCCGCGCCGUUGAAUGGGGACCGGAUAUCGCCGGUCCAUACUGCGCCAAGAGGUCGCCGCAGUGCUGCUCAGACCGGCGGGACGAGUGUUCGGUGCCCAUCUUGGAUACGCUUUGUUACUGCGACGACUUCUGUGACCGGGAACGCAGCGACUGCUGCCCUGACUUUCAAUCAGUCUGCCGCCGGCGGCCAACUAUACCACCCUCCCCGAUACGAGGCUCACUGCGAGCUACAAUGGAAGAUACUUCCAACAGAAUUGACCAGGUGAAGAUUAACUGUAACCUGUGUCGAUGUGUGAGCGACAUCCGCAGUACCAGCGGCUAUUCGUUUCAGUGUGAAAACAACGUAUGCCUGAUACAAGAGAAUGUGAUAAACACCAUCAACAAAAACUCAAACAGAUACGGAUGGCAGGCGAGCAACUACUCUCAGUUUUGGGGCCUCACGCUGGAAGAGGGGCGAAGAUAUCGGCUGGGAACCAACAAACCGGAUGAGCUCGUCAUGAAGAUGUCGAACCUUGAGGUACUGAACGAGGAAAGUCUGCCUCGCGAGUUCGACUCCCGGAAGAAGUGGCCUGGUUGGGUACACGGGAUCCGUGACCAAGGAAACUGUGCAGCAUCGUGGGCAUUCUCUACAACCGCACUGGCAGCUGACAGAUUGUCUAUCGAGUCGCGGGGCGCCAUGCUGUUGAACCUGUCCCCCCAGAACCUGCUCUCGUGUAGUCUUAACAACCAGGAAGGGUGUCUAGGCGGCAGCUUGGAUAGGGCCUGGUGGUUCCUUAGACAUCGAGGGGUGACGACGGAGGCAUGCUACCCCUACACCAGUGGUGCAACCGGAAAUACCGGCACAUGUCUUGCACGGGACCUGCAGCGGGAUCGCUUGUGCCCGGCCGGGCGACAGAGCCGUGAAAAGCUUAUUUAUCAGGCUACGCCCCCAUACAGAAUCUCAUCCUCGGAAAAGGAUAUUAUGUCGGAAAUACAAAUGAAUGGACCAGUACAAGCGACGUUCCGUGCUCAGGACGACUUCUUCAUGUACCGCUCUGGGGUUUACAAGUACUCGCGCACGGGCUCGGUCUCCGCCUCCCGUGAGGACGAUAGAAGGCUGUACCAUUCCGUCCGGAUCACCGGGUGGGGCGAGGAAGUUAUAGGUCAGCGACUCGUGAAAUACUGGCUAUGUGCAAACUCGUGGGGAACGGCCUGGGGCGAAGGUGGCUACUUCCGGAUCGAGAGGGGGUCAAACGAGUGCGAGAUCGAGUCCUUCGUGCUCGGUGUCUGGGGUAAGGUGGAAGCGGACAUGGAGCUACGGGAACUGCUCAACUUAUUCCGCGCAGAACGCGUACGCGUGAGCACUGAACAGGGCAGAAGUAGGGGCAGACGACACUUGAGACGUCAUCGCAGGCGACGGAACAAUCACAAAAAGCAGAAGUGAAAAUCUGCAUACGGCUUGGUUCAAGACAAUACAAAUGGCAAUUCAUGCCGUCAUUACUAAACGAGAACUAUCAUACCUUAAUUCCUGAUUUAUAAUGUUGUCAGAUGACAGAGUUACAUAACAUCAUUUUCAACGAAACUGAAACAUAAAUCCAGUGUGUACCCAAUAUGAUUCUAAAUAAAGCAUUAUCUUCGUGGUCGGAAACUCAAGUAAGGGAAAGCUUUUUAACUAACCAAAUAAUGUAUUCAAAUGGUCGCAUCCAGUUUACCCCCAAUUAAUGGCGAGAAAGCGAUUUUAGUGUAAUCACAAGCAAUUAGAAGCAAAGAGUGCUGAUUGAGCAAAAGUUUUUAGUAGUGAAUAUUUGUUAUUGCAAUGAAGCUUAGUAAAGGCCACAAAACAGUGAUCAGUUGUGCAAUGGAACAAAGGAGCAAUUCAUAUAAAAAUAUUUUAUUCCAUUUUUCUUAUAAUCAGCGGCGAGCGCAAUGCGUCAAAAUGUGAAAAUAUUUAAUAAACAUUCUGCCUACCGCAUUUAGCUUGUUAAAUAUGCCAUUUUGUCUUAUUAACUGUUUAAUAAAAAAUAAACAGUAUAUGUCGUAUAAUAUGUGUAAUUACAAAGUGACACACACAAUUACAAAAAACUCUGCUUAAAAAUACGGUUGUGGGGAACAAUGGACCAUGCGGUCGCAAUAAAAAUGUGCAUACGGGUAUGGCAUUUGACGAAUUUUAUGUGCGGCAAAUCUGACGAAUAUGUGAUCAAUUUGUUCAGGUUUAAUCUCUGAUCGCGUGUUUUCAUUUAACUCGUUCUUUCAGAAAUCUUCAAACAGUUAAACGCAUUUUAACAAGCUUUUUACCAUAUUUUUUUAUCAAAUGUAACGUUCACACUUAAUUGCAACUACCCUUUUAAGCAAUUAAUGUCAUAUUUUUUGUUCCUUAUUCCACUUUUUUUCCUUGUCGCGUACAUGUUACGGUAAGCACUUUUCCGAUGUUACCUAAGUGGCCUUGAUUGUGGAAGAUUAAGGAGGUAUAAAACCAUUUUGAUAAUAGGAGAAAAUAUAUUUGUUAGGCGUUAUCCGACAUAGUCAUUAUUUUGUAAAGGGAUUACAAUGGUCCAUCCAUUAAGCACUUCCUAAGAUUUUCCCAUGAAUAUCCCCUGGAACUCGUUUUCAUUUUGGAUUCCAGAAAAGCUCUUGGAAUCUUGGAAAAUAUAUUUCUGAAAACUGGAAAAUGUUGAUGAGCCGAAAAAUGAUAGAAAAUACUGACUGUUUUAUAGCUUAUUAUAUUUUAUUUAGUUAUUAAUGCAUUACAUACAUACAUGUAUAUAUGCAACAAAUGUAAUAUGUAACAAAUAAAUUAAUAAAUAGUG
Molecule: messenger RNA, 2896 nt
Organism: Dreissena polymorpha
Lineage: Eukaryota; Metazoa; Mollusca; Bivalvia; Myida; Dreissenidae
Exons: 11
Coding region: 1-1533 (510 amino acids)
Biological process (GO): proteolysis
Cellular component (GO): lysosome
Molecular function (GO): cysteine-type peptidase activity
Source: RefSeq, a predicted model, not a curated record